This is a messenger RNA of Rattus norvegicus (Norway rat), 2324 nucleotides long. The record is from RefSeq and is a predicted model, not a curated record. NCBI's taxonomy places the organism in Eukaryota, Metazoa, Chordata, Mammalia, Rodentia, Muridae.
CCUGGACGGGGCGCACUUGCUGGGCGCGCAGGGCUGUCUGCACCUUCCGGGAGCUGGCUGGGACAAUGUUUCUCCUUUAAAACACCGCGCUUCCCACGGUCUCUUCGGCUUCUCUUUGCAGCAGCACCGGAACUUUUCCCACUUUUGGCCGUACUAAGAGGGCGAUGGGCUGUUCCAGAGGCUCUUGUGGGCAAGCGGCCAGCUGAGCAUCCUUUGGCUUCAGUGCUGUGAUCAGCGUUCGUUCUGGACUCCCGGAUCUGACUCGGCUACUCUUUCUAGACUAACAGGUCUUCCAAGCCCCAGUAGUUUUGUGGAGCUGCAGAUAUGGUUGGUCCCAGCUACAAAGGGACGUUCACGGUCACUCUCCAGGAUCUUCUUGAGUAACAGUGUUUGACUGGAACCACGGACUGUGAACUCUCCAAGGGUUAAGAAUUGAGAGUGCUACAACUUGGGUUGGUAGGGCCUUAGAAGCCAGCCAAUGGUGGGGGCAUCUCCAUGGAGCUGCUGUUACCUGGUCCUCAGAGUUCCAGGAGCAAUUUUUCAAGGAAAUAGAUUCAAGGAUGAGAGUCUGCACUAAGUGGGUGCUGCUGUCUCACUGGCUGGUUCUGGCCUACAUGUUAAUGGUCUGCUGUAAGCUGAUGUCCGCCUCGAGCCAGCACCUCCGGGGACAUGCAGGUCACCAUGUGAUCAAGCAAGGUACGUGUGAGGUGGUCGCUGUGCACCGCUGCUGCAAUAAGAACCGCAUAGAGGAGCGCUCUCAGACGGUCAAGUGUUCCUGCUUCCCAGGUCAGGUGGCUGGCACAACUCGGGCACAGCCUUCUUGUGUUGAAGCUUCCAUUGUGAUUGAGAAGUGGUGGUGCCACAUGGAUCCUUGCUUGGAAGGAGAGGACUGUAAAGUGCUUCCGGACUCCUCUGGUUGGUCCUGUAGCAGUGGCAAUAAAGUCAAAACCACAAAGGUGACCCGGUAGCAGACACAGAAGUGUUUGACUCCGAGGGGCAUCAGGAUGCAGAGCUGUGCUGUGUGGAUUACCAGACGAGUGAGAGCUCAACCUCGGAACUCCCUCAGGAGUUCGUAGCUGCAGUAUGAGCAUUGUAGAAAGUGGCAUUUACAUGACUGUCCCUGGUUCUCUGCUCCGUGAUCUCAUCAAACUGAACUACUGCUGCAGGUGACCACUCAACUGACGUGCUACCUGGACCUCCAAAGGAGCCCAGCACAAGACAUGCUGGAGGGGACAUCGGAGGUGCCAAUGUGGAGCAGUGCUGGGAGAGCCUGGCUCUUCUCAUUCUCCUUUUCCCAAGGAACAUGGACAGGAAGCACAAAGGGACCCAGGCUGUUCCUUUAAUUGUGUCCUUUAGACAUUGUGCAGAAGGCAUGACGGGAGUCUAAAUGACAGAAGACUUGGCUCACAUACGUGUGUUAUAGAUUAAAGAACUCAAAUUAUCUGGUGCAGGAAAUUCAUUAUAUGAACUUUGGAGAGUGGAAGGACUCGUUGGGUUACUAUGUGUGCAUUUGGAUUUUUUACUUUUGAUAACUUCACAUGUUUAUCCUCUUAGUUCCAUUCCUACUUUAGCGGAGAUGCAGCAGAAGCUUUUUAACCCUGGUACACUGGCGGCUGAGUUCUAAGGAAAGCAUAGUAGCACCAGGGUUUUAUAACCAAAGCUUUCUCAUGACAUAUUCACAAAGGAACUUAAACCUGCUGGAGUUUUUAUGGCUUGAGAGUAACCAGAUAGGAAGAUCAUUUAAGACAUAGGACAGUCUCUGUUUAGAGGAAGGGUGAUUUCUUAGAUCCACUUUAUGCCAAUUCUAUGGAAAUAUUUGAAUUAUCUCCUAGAAGGAGUCUUUAAAUGCUAACUAUUCACAUUACAGUUGAUGCGAGCCUAACAGGGACCCUUCUGUACCCACUUGUCAGCUUUCUUACUUCUUUAAAUGCUUAGUAAAACCUCAGUCAUCUCCCCUCCUAUUUUGGUGAUUUCAUAGAUUACUGCCAUGCAGAAACAUAAGAAACAGAGAAACUGGCCCAGGUUUGAAAUGAGACGUUAUUCAUGUACUCGAAUCUGUAAUGUGGGAUUGAUUGUAUGUAUUAAGAAAUGUUGACAGUAUACUUGCUACACCGACUGUCUGUCCUUUCGAAAUUACAAGGAAAGAUCGGUUCUAUUAUGUUGUCUACAGUGCUGUCAAUUAUUUGAUUUUAUUCUCACAGAAGAAGUGGAAAUGGGUGCUACCUAUUUAUUGCUUAGACUUUGACUUAAAUUUGACUGACUGGGUGCCUAACCAGAAUAGUUAUUCUCAUGUGACUAAGUAAAAUGUCACUCUGUUGAUGGCA